AUGAUAGCGUCUCCUCACCGGAAAUCAUCGUCUUUCCGGAAGCAAUUCCCACGGGAUGAGUUGGGUAGCUGGUCAACACUCCUUCAGAGACAUCGUUUUCUCUUAACAGCUUUGGCUCUCUUGGCUUUCCUAUGCACAAUCUAUCUCUACUUCGCUGUUACUCUAGGGGCCACUGAAACAUGUUCUGGAUUGACAGGAACCAAAAAGGCAUUGUGUCGUUUGGAGCUGGCAAAGGAUUCUGUAGGCAAUGGAAAACUCAAAUUUUUCUAG
Messenger RNA from Dovyalis caffra, 270 nucleotides. Lineage: Eukaryota; Viridiplantae; Streptophyta; Magnoliopsida; Malpighiales; Salicaceae. The record is from the annotation of a GenBank genome assembly.